AUGGACAACGCGACAGUUCACAAAACACCUGAAGGUCUUCAAGCAAUUCGUGAUCGUGGGAGCGCUCUCUUGCUUUUACUUCCUUAUUCGCCAUUUUUGAACCCUAUUGAAAAGUGCUGGGCAAAAGCCAAUCAAGAAGUGCGCAAAAUAUCUUUAAUGACGAACGAAAUUUUAGCUGACUGUAAAGAAGUAGCAGCAAAAACAGUUACAGCAGAAAGCUGCGGCAAUCAAAGAGAACAAGCACGUUUAAAGAACCUUAAGAAAAAAGAAAAAGAAAACAAGGGAAAGUCAAGUUUGAACGGUAUGACUGUCACUCAAAAGAAAGAAUAUGAUGCUGCCAUUAUGCGUGCUAAACAAGAAGCUGCAGCAGCAAAAAAAGCAGCUGAAGGUGCCGGAAAGAAAAAAUAA
Rhizopus microsporus ATCC 52813 is the source of this 408-nucleotide messenger RNA. RefSeq lists its product as uncharacterized. Lineage: Eukaryota; Fungi; Mucoromycota; Mucoromycetes; Mucorales; Rhizopodaceae. Gene Ontology annotation, molecular function: nucleic acid binding. Bases 1 to 408 code for a protein of 135 amino acids. The record is from RefSeq and is a predicted model, not a curated record. The transcript is spliced from 3 exons.